Messenger RNA from Mus caroli (Ryukyu mouse), 1590 nucleotides. RefSeq names its product neuromedin B receptor (gene Nmbr). Gene Ontology annotation, biological process: bombesin receptor signaling pathway. NCBI's taxonomy places the organism in Eukaryota, Metazoa, Chordata, Mammalia, Rodentia, Muridae. The record is from RefSeq and is a predicted model, not a curated record. Gene Ontology annotation, cellular component: plasma membrane. Gene Ontology annotation, molecular function: bombesin receptor activity.
AAUUAACUAAACCCACGUCGAGCUCAUUGCACUUUCGAGACGCGCGAGUGCAUGAAAACUCCUGCGAGUUCCCUGGGAAAAGAAACCAUGCCCCCCAGGUCUCUCCCCAACCUCUCCUUUCCCACGGAGGCGAAUGAGAGCGAGCUGGUACCCGAGGUGUGGGAAAAGGAUUUCCUGCCUGACUCAGAUGGGACCACCGCGGAGUUGGUGAUCCGCUGUGUGAUACCAUCCCUCUACCUAAUCAUCAUCUCGGUGGGUUUGCUGGGCAACAUCAUGCUGGUGAAGAUAUUCCUCACCAACAGCGCCAUGCGGAAUGUCCCUAACAUCUUCAUCUCUAACCUGGCGGCUGGGGACCUGCUGCUGCUGCUGACCUGCGUUCCAGUGGACGCCUCCCGUUACUUCUUUGAUGAAUGGGUGUUCGGCAAGCUGGGCUGCAAACUCAUCCCGGCCAUCCAGCUCACCUCGGUGGGGGUUUCUGUGUUCACUCUCACUGCCCUCAGCGCUGACAGGUACAGAGCUAUCGUGAACCCCAUGGACAUGCAGACGUCUGGUGUGUUGCUGUGGACCAGUUUGAAGGCAGUGGGCAUCUGGGUGGUCUCUGUGUUGUUGGCGGUCCCUGAAGCUGUGUUUUCAGAAGUAGCACGCAUUGGUAGCUUGGAUAACAGCAGUUUCACAGCAUGCAUACCCUACCCACAAACAGAUGAGUUACACCCAAAGAUUCAUUCUGUGCUUAUUUUUCUUGUCUAUUUCCUCAUACCCCUUGUUAUCAUCAGCAUUUAUUAUUAUCAUAUUGCAAAGACUUUAAUUAAAAGUGCACACAAUCUUCCUGGAGAAUACAAUGAACAUACCAAAAAGCAGAUGGAGACACGGAAACGCCUGGCUAAGAUUGUUCUGGUCUUUGUGGGCUGCUUUGUCUUCUGCUGGUUUCCCAACCACGUACUCUACUUGUAUAGGUCUUUCAACUACAAGGAGAUAGAUCCUUCUCUUGGGCACAUGAUCGUCACCUUAGUGGCCCGUGUUCUGAGUUUCAGCAAUUCCUGUGUCAAUCCCUUUGCUCUUUACCUGCUCAGCGAAAGCUUUAGGAAGCACUUCAACAGCCAGCUCUGUUGUGGGCGGAAGUCCUAUCCCGAGAGGUCCACCAGCUACCUCCUCAGUUCUUCAGCAGUAAGAAUGACUUCUCUGAAAAGCAAUACAAAGAAUGUGGUGACCAAUUCUGUCCUGCUCAAUGGACAUAGCACAAAGCAAGAAAUAGCACUGUGAUGGGAUACCAUCUAAUUCACUCUUGGAAAAUACCAUUUUCAAAGUUUUUCCAUUAUUACUGAGCGAAGCAGAACUAAAUAAUGUCCACAUUUAUACUGCUCCCUAGCUAAUUCAUCAGGAGAGCUCAUGAUUGACUCAAGUGCAAAGCAAAUACUUUUGUCUGAAUAGAAAGAAUUUUACAUUACACUAUACACGUCUAUACUGCACACACAUAACUCACAUAUCUUCUGCUAACAUUGGUCUACAAAUUCCCUUGAGAUUUAAGGUGUUUAAACAAGCAAAUGUGGCAUAUUUACUUUAAAUUCCUUUUAUCUUAAAUCAUAGAGAGCC